AUCAAAACAAAGCUAAGAAUGACAGGAGUGACGGAACAAACUCGCAAAUCCUUCCUUCUCCUUUUUCUCUCUGCUGCCUCCCACUCUGCAUAAAACCCCUUAUACUUGUCUUCUCUCUCCAUAGAAAUCUGACUCCAUUAACGCCUCACUUGGUGUGGACGUAAAUGCGUCUCUGACCAGUGUCUGUUUUUGUACGGUGAUUUCUUUAACCACCUGUCCUUCUCCACUGUAUACGCCCCAUUCAUUUAAUAAUAUCACGGACAAUCGUUCAUUGUUGGUUUUCUUAGCAGAAGAACAACAACAUUGUUCCUGUCUCCUUAGCUUUUACUCAUUUCUUAUCCUCAAGGUUUUAUCUUGCAUCUUCCUUUGGUUUAUUGUUUCUUCUACAUUGACUCCAAAGUUUUUGGAUUUGUUUGUUCUUUGCUUUCCUCAAUGGAAGCUUAAUUACAUCCUUUGGUUCAUUAACGUCAAUUGUUUCUUCAUUUUUUACUGUUUUGGCUCAUGGGUUCUUGACAAGGUUGCUUAACUGUUCGGCAGUUUUCCUGGAAAAGAGCCUUCUUUUUUUUUUUUCAAUUUUUUGCUGUAAUAUUUUUUCUAUUGUGUUUCCCUUAUCAUUUAGUUAAUAUUUCAGUUUUUUUUAUUCUGGGUUUUCUGGAAUUUUGGUUAUUAAAAGAGAAGCAACGGUUUGAUGUUUUUUAGCACGGCCUUCUUUGAAGACUAAAUUUUCCUGAAGUUUUCCUUUGGACUUGUUUAUAUUCAAGGACUACCUCCAUUUUUAGGCGUGGCAGAGUAAGAGUUCUCUUGUAAUGAUUCUGCUUCUGUGUCUCUUGCAUUGCUUUGUCUUCUUGGGGUUUUCUUAAUCUCAGUGAAACUUACUUUCUGUCGCUGGAAAUUAGUCCUCAAUGAGGUGGUCAAACUGGUUUCUCAUACUAUAUCUUUCAUGGGCAUUCUAUAUCCCUGGCACCCAUGAGUUACAAUCCUAUCAGGCUCAACUUCUACUGCAGCUGAGGAAACAUCUGGAGUACCCUUUACAAUUGGAUAUUUGGGGAAGUUACAAUGGAGAUAUUUGCUACCUGUCUUCAACUAUACAUAUGAGCAUCGUGUGUGAGGACAAUUUUAUCACUGAGCUCAGAGUUAAAGGAGAUAAGGUUGUCACUGUCAGUGAGUUCAAUGGAUUCACAAUUCCUAAUCAGACUUUAUCUGAGAGUUUUUCAAUGGAUUCUUUUGUUACCACAUUGGCGAGGUUAACCAGCUUGAGAGUUGUUAGCUUAGUGUCUUUGGGUAUGUGGGGACCUCUUCCUGAAAAGAUUCAUAGGCUAUAUUCACUUGAAGUUUUGGACUUGAGCUCAAAUUUUAUGUUUGGUUCAGUUCCUCCACAAUUAUCAAGAAUGGUUAAGCUUAAUGCUUUAGUAUUAGAUGGCAAUUAUUUCAAUGGAUCUCUCCCAGAUUGGUUGGAUUCCUUGUCCAAUCUCACUGUUCUGAGCCUGAGGAAUAACAGGUUUAAGAGUCAGUUUCCUUCAUCAAUAUGCAGAAUCGCAACAUUAACUGAUAUUGCCUUGUGUGGCAAUCAGCUUACUGGUAAAUUGCCUGAUUUGAGUAACUUAACCAGCCUGCAUGUGUUGGAUUUAAGAGAGAACAAUCUAGAUUCUGAGUUACCUGCCAUGCCUCAAGGGUUAAUUACAAUUCUUCUAAGCAAUAAUUCCUUCUCAGGAAACAUUCCUGCUCAAUAUGGCAAUUUGAGUCAGCUUCAACAUCUUGAUUUGUCCUUAAAUAAUCUUAGUGGAACACCUCCAUCUUCCCUGUUCUCUUUGCCAAAUAUCAGGUAUUUGAACUUAGCUUCCAACAUGCUUACUGGAGCCCUUCCACAGAGUCUUAGCUGUGGUAGCAACCUGGGAUUUGUUGACAUCUCUUCAAACAAAUUAAUCGGUGGGCUUCCCUCUUGCUUGGACACUAUGUCAAAUAAGAGAGCAGUAAAAUUUGGUGGGAAUUGUUUAUCCACUGGUUCCCAAAAUCAGCUUCAGAGGUCCUACUGUGAGGCAGUCGAUACACAGUCAAAGAAAUCAAGAGGCAGAAUGGUAGCAAUAUUAGUUGCUGUCAUAACCGGCACAGUUCUUGUUUUGGUGCCUUUGGCGUUAGGGGUUGUGUUUUGGUGCAGAAGUUUUCGUUCCAGAAGAACUUUUGAACAAAAUAUUUUUCCUAAGGCUGGGCAAGAUAAUUCAACUACUGGAGUUUCCUCUAAAGCCCUUGAAAAUGCCAGAUUUAUUUCUCAAGCAGCCAACCUUGGCACACAAGGUGGCCCUAUAUGCCGUGUAUUUUCCUUGGAAGAUUUGAUGGAAGCCACAAACAAUUUUGAUUCAUCAACAUUUAUGGGUGAAGGCUGUAAUGGAAAGAUUUAUAGAGGCAGGCUGGAGAAUGGAACUUCUGUUGCUAUACGGUCUCUGACUUUGUUGAAGAAACAUUCCCUUCAAAAUCUUAAACUUCGGCUGGAUUUGCUUUCAAAGCUUCACCAUCCACAUUUGGUUGGUCUGCUGGGUUAUUGCAUUGACAGCAGUAGACAAGAUGAUUCUAGUGGCAUCAAAGUCUUCUUGAUCUAUGAAUAUGUAUCUAAUGGAAAUUAUCAUGCCCAUCUGUCAGAAACUUGCCCGGAGAAAGUCCUCAAGUGGUCAGAUAGACUGGUGAUUCUUAUUGGUGUUGCCAAGGCUGUGCAUUUUCUACAUACUGGGGUGAUUCCUGGUAAUUUUAACAAUCGACUGAAGACAAAUAACAUAUUGCUUGAUGAGCAUCGAAUCGGAAAACUGAGUGACUAUGGCUUGGCUGUAAUCACUGAUGAAAUUGAAAAAACUGAGGUAAAGGGAGAGGCCCCAAAAACACGACAUACGACAAACUUAGAGGAUGAUGUUUACAACUUUGGCUUUAUCCUACUUGAAUCACUUGUUGGUCCUAUAGUAACUGGGAAAGGAGAAGCAUUUCUGCUGAAUGAAAUGGCAUCCUUUGGCAGCCAGGAUGGUCGAAGGCGCAUUGUGGACCCAAUUGUUUUAACCACAUGCUCACAGGAGUCAUUAUCAAUUGUGGUCUCUAUUACAAGCAAAUGCAUAUCUCCAGAGCCUUCAACUCGUCCUUCUUUUGAGGAUGUUCUCUGGAACUUACAGUAUGCAGCUCAAGUCCAGGCCGCAGCUGAUUCUGAUCAAAAGUCAGAUUCUACAUCAUAGUCAUAAGUUUACAAGCAGAUUAUGAAACUCCAGCAACAAUCUUGUUUAGGAGAUGAAUCCAUGCGUGAUCGGCAUCAUAAGCACCUGAGAUGGGCAUACAUUUGGGUAGCUUUAUCAGAUUGAAAUACAAAAUAUAAAGCUGUAAAUGUGAUACUCUGAUUUCUUGACGUUGAGCAUAGCCAACAUUUUUAUAUAAUGAGAUUUUGUUUGAUACAA
Molecule: messenger RNA, 3425 nt
Organism: Manihot esculenta (cassava)
Lineage: Eukaryota; Viridiplantae; Streptophyta; Magnoliopsida; Malpighiales; Euphorbiaceae
Product: probable inactive leucine-rich repeat receptor-like protein kinase At3g03770
Exons: 7
Coding region: 903-3209 (768 amino acids)
Biological process (GO): protein phosphorylation
Molecular function (GO): protein kinase activity; ATP binding; protein binding
Source: RefSeq, a predicted model, not a curated record